ACCAAGCCUUCCUGACACUAUCACGCUAUCAAAGCAGGGUGCUCGCAACCGCGAUGCUUCAUCUAAAACACCGCCUGCCCAUCAUGUCCACUACCGCCGCCGCCAUGUUGUCUUCAUCUUCAUCUUCUGUAUCACUCAGAAACCCUAGAUUACCAAUAUCAUCGAAUUUCAAUUACUUCGGUAGUGUAAAAUCCUGCAACCGCCUUUCUCUUUGCAGUCGCUUAUCCAAAAUUUCACUUCGUUGUUUCGCUUCGUCUACUACCACCGCUAUGGAUAAAAUCCCCGUUCUCAAUCCCAUUGUUGAGAUGGACGGUGAUGAAAUGACGAGGAUCAUAUGGCAGAUGAUUAAAGACAAGCUCAUUUUUCCGUACAUAGAUUUGGAUAUUAAGUAUUUUGAUUUGGGAAUAUUGAAUCGUGAUGCUACAGAUGAUGAAGUUACUGUAGAAAGCGCCCAUGCCGCUCUGAAGUAUAAUGUUGCUGUAAAAUGUGCUACAAUCACACCUGAUGAGACAAGAGUCAAGGAAUUUGGAUUGAAGUCCAUGUGGAGGAGUCCCAAUGGCACAAUCAGGAAUAUUUUAGAUGGGACGGUUUUUCGAGAGCCUAUUAUGUGCAAGAAUGUUCCUAGAAUAGUCCCAGGGUGGACGAAACCGAUUUGUAUUGGUAGGCAUGCAUUUGGUGACCAGUAUCGUGCUACAGAUGCAGUCAUUAAAGGGCCAGGAAAACUCAAGAUGGUUUUUGUCCCGGAGAAUGGUGAAACUCCCAUGGAGCUUGAUGUUUUUGACUUUAAAGGUCCUGGAAUUGCACUUGCAAUGUAUAAUGUUGAUGAGUCUAUCCGUUCGUUUGCUGAAUCAUCAAUGUCAAUGGCACUCUCAAAGAGAUGGCCUUUAUAUCUGAGCACCAAAAAUACUAUUUUGAAGAAAUAUGAUGGGAGGUUUAAGGAUAUCUUUCAAGAGGUAUAUGAGAAGAACUGGAAGGAGAAAUUUGAAGAACAUUCAAUAUGGUAUGAACAUCGAUUGAUUGAUGACAUGGUGGCUUAUGCCCUAAAAAGUGAUGGUGGGUAUGUUUGGGCAUGCAAGAACUAUGAUGGAGAUGUCCAAAGUGAUUUACUAGCUCAAGGAUUUGGUUCUCUGGGUCUCAUGACAUCAGUUUUGCUAUCAUCAGAUGGUAAAACACUAGAAGCUGAGGCAGCCCAUGGGACAGUAACACGUCAUUUUAGGCAACACCAAAAGGGAAAUGAAACCAGCACAAACAGUAUUGCCUCAAUUUUUGCAUGGACAAGAGGACUUCAACAUCGAGCUAAGUUGGAUAAAAACGAACGAUUAGCGGAUUUUGUUACAAAGCUAGAGACCUCGUGUGUCGAGACUGUUGAGUCAGGAAAGAUGACGAAGGAUCUUGCCAUUCUAAUCCAUGGACCCAAGGCAUCAAGGGAGUUCUACUUGAACACUGAGGAGUUCAUUGAUGCUGUUGCUCAAAAUCUCAACUCUAAGCUUCAACCUCUUGCAGUUGGUUCAUUAAAGUAAAAUACAGAACAGUGGUGAGUGGUGGUCUUUGUUUGGGUUGAUUAAUUUCUGCCAACAAAGCGUUAGAGCCAUUCAUUGCCUAUGACUCACUCUACUGUGAAAAUGGAUAACCGACACCUUCAACAAAAACAUACGAAACAAAAUGUUUGUUUGUUUCUCAACAAAAUAAAUAUUUUUUGCGCAGAAAAAUGAUUGUUAACGAGUUGGUUUGGUAACAAGCUGUUAACGAGUUAAUUUUCCACAG
This is a messenger RNA of Lactuca virosa, 1764 nucleotides long. The record is from the annotation of a GenBank genome assembly. NCBI's taxonomy places the organism in Eukaryota, Viridiplantae, Streptophyta, Magnoliopsida, Asterales, Asteraceae.